AUGGCUAUGAAGAAGCAAGCAUCUCUACUUUCAUUUUUCACCAGAAGUCCAAAUCCGAAAAACGCGUUGCAAGAUGAAUCCAUCGGAAAUCAAACGACUAGUUCUACUCCUCCCAAAGUUUCAAAAAUGCAGAAGAAUAUUAAUGGGGACAAUGAUAUCCGGAUGGAAGAUGUCACUAAAAGUCCACAUUCGAAAAGAGCAUCAAAUGAAGAGCUAUCAUUAGUGAAAAAGUCAUGCAAAAAACGUCGCCGUGUGGUGGUUUCAUCAGAUUCAGAAGAUAAUGAUGUUGAAAUGAUGGAUAUGAAACAUAAUGAGGAAAAUAUAAAACAAAGCAUAAGAUCUAAGUCGAAGUCUCCUGAAAGUGAAAAUUGUUCUUCGGAAACCAUAUCUUCAAAGCAUGAUGUGAGCGAGAUGGCUAUAUCCUUUAUCAAUUCAUUUCGCGCCACAGAGCAGGAUUCAUCUGUGUCAUCAAAAUUAGAUCGUUCAAGUGAUAGCGAUAUGCCGGAUGAAAACGCAUCUCCUGCAUGUUUGGAUACUGAGACCGAUGUUGAUUCUAUGCGGUUUCCUCAUUUAGACUUCGAUUUUCUUCAACCAGAUCGCAUUCGGGAUGCAGAUAAACGUUUGCGUAGUCAUCCAGAUUAUUGUCCGCGUACUUUAUUUGUACCGGAUGCGUUCAUGAAAAAGCAAACGCCGGGACAUCGACAGUGGUGGGCAGCUAAAUCGGCUUAUUUUGAUACAGUAUUGUUUUUUAAAGUUGGAAAGUUUUACGAAAUGUAUCACAUGGACGCUGUAAUUGGAGUCGAAAAUUUAAACCUCAAUUACAUGAGGGGCAGUUUUGCGCAUUGUGGAUUUCCAGAAGUUGCUUACGGUCGUUUUGCUGAUCAGCUGGUUAAUCGAGGAUAUAAAGUUGCCCGUGUGGAACAAACCGAAACACCAACGCAGUUGGAAAAUCGAAAUAAAAGCGAGAAAGUUAAUGACAGAGUUGUGAAGAGAGAAGUGUGCAAUAUUACUACCUCGGGCACUCGGACAUACGGAGUACUUGAUGGAAAUGAUGAUGAAAACAUUAUAGAUGUGAUGGACACAACAGCACGCUACUUGUAUGCUAUAGCUGAAAGGGGUACAGAAAAUGUAGAAUAUGGUGUCUGUUUCGUUGACACUACCGUUGGUCGAUUUUACAUUGGCUGCCUCUCAGACGGCAGUAACCGUUCUGCUCUGAGGACAUUAUUUUCCCAUUAUCAGCCAGCCCAGAUUUUAUAUGAACGAGGGCGAGUUUCGGCAUUAACACUGAUCAUAUAUAAUACUACUGUAAAUGCUGUGCCAAAAGAGGCGCUGGUUUCGAAGAAGGAAUUUUUAACAUCCGAAAGCACUUUGAAGCUGUUAUCAAGUGAUAAAUACUUUGGCGAAUUAUACGAUAAGUGGCCUGUAGUUUUACUCAAUAUGAUCGAUAGAGAUAGUCUUCCCUUAAAAUGUAAUCCUACGUACGAUGCAUGCGUCUCAGCUUUAGGAGCUAUUAUUUGGUAUUUAAGGAGGUGCUUUAUUGAUGUUGAUAUGAUUUCAAUGCGAAGGUUUGAAUUAUACAAACCUUUGAAUCUUGAGGGAGUUCUAGAAGAUGAGAAUGAGAUUGAUGAAAAAUAUUGGAGUGGACGCCGCCUUAUUUUGGAUAGCCUUGCUUUGAAACAUCUCAAUAUCAUCCCGCCUAUUAGUUCAAUGCAGAAAUUUACACUGUGCGAUCCAAUUACAGCAAAAUAUGCGCUUUAUAAUGUUAUUAAUAAAUGUACUACACCGGCAGGUAAACGUCUUCUUCGACAGUGGAUUUGUGCCCCUGUUUGCGAUCGGAAGAUCUUAUGUUCACGACAAGACGCAAUAGAAUGGCUUUCUAAAGCGAGAUUGAAGAGAUUUAUUGAUAAAGCUGUGGAACUGUUACGCAAAGUACCUGACCUGGAACGCUUAAUUCAAAAAAUACACACAUUAGGAUUGAAGUACCGAGCGGAAGAGCAUCCUGACAGUCGUGCACAGAUGUUUGAAACAAUGCGUUACAAUAAACGAAAAAUUCGAGAUUUGAUCCGAGCACUAGAAGGUUUUGAGCAUGUACAAGAUCUUCGUAUAGAAUUUAUGGAACAUUUUGGCAAGAGUCAGGAAACAAUUCCUUCACUGUUGGAACGUUGCUUUGGUUAUCAGUUUCCCGAUAUUUCGGAAGAUCUUCAGCAUUUUAAAAGUGCAUUCAAUCGUGAUAAAGCUCUAGAAGACGGUAUUAUCGUACCAGAAAAAGGUAUAAUUAAGGAAUACGAUGAUGCGAUUAGUAACGUAAAGGAAUGCAUUCAUGAAUUGGACUUGUAUUUGAAUGUCAUCAGGAAGCAACUGCAUUGUUCUAACAUCAAUUUCUUUGGUAGCGGACGAUCUCGUUACCAGCUUGAAAUACCAGAAGAGAUUGCUAUGAAUUUGAGCCAUGAAUUCGGACUUAAAUCCUCUCGAAAGGGAUACAAACGGAUGGUAACGGAUGAGCUGGUGAACUUAGUUAAAAAUUUGGACGAAGCCGAAAAUCAGCUUGAUAUCUUACGGCAUGACAUCAUGCGGCGUAUAUUCGCUGAUUUUGGCGACAGAUCCACCAAAUGGACAAUGGCUGUUGAACGAAUGGCCACAUUCGACGUACUUCUUUCUUUAACUCGUUAUGGUCAAGACUGUGGUCUAAAUAUGUGCCGUCCACAAUUUGUUUAUGAUAGUAAGCAGCCUAUAUUAGAAAUUAAGUCUGGAUAUCAUCCAUCGCUUGCUGCGAUGGCUGCUUCGGGUAGCAGUUUUACAUACAUACCAAACAGUGUUUUAUUGGGAGGAAAUGAACCACCAAUAAUUCUGCUGACAGGUCCAAAUAUGGGUGGGAAAUCAACACUAAUGCGUCAAGUUGGUGUACUGGUUGUGCUUGCUCAAAUAGGUAGCUUUGUCCCUGCGAAUGAAAUGAAACUCUCACCAGUUGAUCGAAUAUUUACAAGGAUGGGUGCAGGUGAUCGAAUUACUACAGGGCAGUCUACUUUCUAUGUUGAAUUAUAUGAAACAAAUUUGAUUUUGCGAAAUGCAACCAAACAUUCUCUUGUUAUAAUGGAUGAACUCGGUCGAGGAACAAGCACUUAUGAUGGCACCGCUGUUGCAUACGCAGUACUGCUAGAUGUAGCAACCCGGCUGAACUGUCGUACUUUUUUUUCUACUCAUUAUCAUACUUUGUGCAAAGCAGUUGAAAAUGUUACGAGCAUUAAGGCAGCACAUAUGGCUUGCAUUGUUGAAAAUGAAAGUGCUGAAGAUCCAACAAUGGAAAAUGUUACCUUCCUAUAUACGCUAGCCGAUGGGAUGUGUCCAAAAUCUUAUGGAUUUUUUGCUGCUAAAAUUUCUGGUCUCAGGGCAGAGGUUAUUCGAGCUGCAUCUAUUGCUUCACGUCAUCUUGAUGAAAGAAAAACACGAAAGGAACGUAUUGCGGAAUUACGAAAACUUGCACUGAAUAAGGAAUGUAGCACAGCACAACUUAGGGAAACAAUUAAUUCAAUGUUCAUUUCAUCAUGA
Brugia pahangi is the source of this 3546-nucleotide messenger RNA. The record is from the annotation of a GenBank genome assembly. NCBI's taxonomy places the organism in Eukaryota, Metazoa, Nematoda, Chromadorea, Rhabditida, Onchocercidae.